UUCUUCUUCCCUUUCCCCACAAUCUGGCGACCGGCGAGCGCCACCUUCCCGGCGGUGGCCACGUGAGGCCGGCGAGGGCGGGAGGAGGAGCCGCCAGGAAGGCAGCAAAAGCGAAGGAGGAGGAGAGAGAAGGGAGACAGGCAAGGAAGGAAGGAAGGGAAGCAGCAGAGGCAGCUGCUCAGCAAGCCAGCGAGUGAGCGAGCGAAUGAAUGCGGGGCUGCCUCUGAUCGCCAUGCCUUCCCUCCUCCUCCUUCUCCUCCACCGCCAGGGACCCUUCUGCCGCCCCUUGGUGUCUCUUGGCCCCCUUUCCGCCUGAGGCUCCCCUUUCCCCAUCCCCUCUCCCCCCAGACACAGCAGCCUCUCCUCCUCCUCGUCCGAAUCCUUCCUCCUCGCCCGCCGCCAGCAUGUCCCGGCGCAAGAUCUCCUCGGAAUCCUUCAGCUCGUUGGGCUCGGACUACCUGGAGACGAGCCCCGAGGAGGAGAGCGAGUGCCCGGUGGCCCGCCUCUGCUGGAAUGGCAGCCGCAGCCCCCCGAGCCGCUCCGGGGACGCCGCGCCCGCCGCCCCGCAGGCACAGAAGGGCUCCGAAGGCGCCGCCGCCACCUCCGCCGCGGCCUCGGGGUCCGCCAUCCCCGCCUCGGGAGGCUCCCGCCGGGCUCCCCGCCGGAGGAGGGCCAACCUGGACUCCUUGGGGGAGAGCAUCAGCCGCCUCACCGCCCCCACGCCUCAGACCAUAAAGCAGACACUCCAGAGGACACUGCAGCAUUAUGAGCAUCAAGUUAUGGGUUACAGGGAUGCUGAAAAGAACUUCCACAAUAUCUCUGACCGAUGCUCCUACACAGACCACUCUGGCAAUGACGAAACUGAAGAUGUCUCAGGAAUUCUCCAGUGUACAGCAAACAUACUCGGCUUGAAGUUUGAAGAACUGCAAGACAAAUUUGGGGCAGAAUUCUUCAAUAUCUGCUUUGAUGAGAAUGAGCGGGUUCUCCGAGCAGUGGGUGGCACUUUGCAAGAUUUCUUCAAUGGCUUUGAUGCUUUGUUGGAGCACAUCAGGACUUCAGUUGGAAGGCAGGCCACUUUGGAAUCAUCUUCUUUCCUAUGCAAAGAGCUCCCUGGAGGCGGCCUUCUGCUCCACUACUUCCACCCUCAUCAGAUUGUGAGUUUUGCCAUCGUGGGUAUGGUUAAGGAAGCAGCAAGAAAGAUCUACCAGCUAGAAGUGGAAGUGGAACAAAUUGCGACAGAUAAACUGGGGCCGGAGGACUCCAACCCAGGCAACUGCAGCUGCCUCACUUUUAUUAUCAAAGAGCACGAGAAUGCAAAUAUCACAAAACCACUUCCACUUGGCAUGUCCCAGUCCCCCUCGGACCUUCGGAUAAGCAUCAACACCUUCUGCCGAGCUUUCCCUUUCCACUUGAUGUUUGAUCCCAGCAUGCUGGUACUGCAACUAGGGGAAGGACUAAGGAAGCAGCUCAAAUGUGAUGCUCACAAGAACCUGAAGUUUCAAGACUGCUUUGAGAUAGUUUCUCCAAAGAUUGGGGCCACAUUUGAACGAGUUCUUCUGAGGCUGUCGACACCUUUUGUGAUCCGAACCAAGCUAGAAGCAUCUGGCUCUGAAAACAAAGAUAAGGUAAUGGAAAUCAAAGGACAAAUGAUUCAUGUUCCAGAAUCAAACUCCAUUUUGUUUUUGGGUUCACCAUGUGUGGACAAACUGGAUGAACUGAUGGGUCGUGGUCUCCACCUUUCAGACAUACCUAUCCAUGAUGCUACCCGUGAUGUCAUUCUUGUUGGGGAGCAGGCCAAGGCCCAGGAUGGCUUAAAGAAGCGGAUGGACAAACUGAAGGCAACGCUAGAGAAAACCCACCAAGCUCUGGAAGAAGAGAAGAAGAAAACAGUGGAUCUCCUGAUUUCUAUCUUCCCAGAAGAAGUGGCCCAGCAGCUGUGGCAAGGGAAGCAAGUUCCAGCAAGGAAGUUUGAUGAUGUUACCAUGCUCUUCUCUGACAUUGUUGGCUUCACUGCUGUCUGUGCUCAGUGUACUCCCAUGCAGGUGAUCAGUAUGCUCAAUGAGCUCUACACACGAUUUGACCAUCAGUGUGGAUUCCUGGAUAUCUAUAAGGUGGAAACAAUAGGUGAUGCAUAUUGUGUUGCAGCGGGACUCCAUAGGCAGAACCUGAAUCAUGCGAAGCCGAUAGCCCUGAUGGCCCUGAAGAUGAUGGAGCUCUCAGAGGAGGUGCUCACACCAGAUGGAAGACCUAUUCAGAUGAGAAUAGGAAUUCACUCAGGUUCUGUUCUUGCUGGAGUUGUCGGCGUAAGAAUGCCAAGGUAUUGUCUCUUUGGUAACAACGUUACCCUAGCAAGCAAAUUUGAGUCGGGAAGCCAUCCUCGUCGUGUCAAUGUUAGCCCUACUACAUACCAGCUUCUGAAGAAGGAAGAAAAUUUUGUCUUCAUUCCUCGGUCCCGUGAAGAGCUUCCAGAUAACUUUCCAAAGGAAAUCCCUGGGAUUUGUUAUUUCCUGGAGGUCAGAACUGGUCAGAAGCAGCCAAAGUCCUCUGUCACAUCUGCCAGAGUGAGAAAGAUUUCCUACAACAUUGGCACCAUGUUCCUCCGGGAAACCAGCCUAUGAGGCCCACUGCGGAUCAAAGACUCAUCAAAAAAGCACAAGCCCAGAACUGGGUCAUGACAGGAAAGAGGAGAUUCUUUCUAUUUCACUGCAUUGUUCCAAGCAAGCAGAAAAAAAGCUCUGUGAAAUGUCAGGCAAUAAUUCUUUUUAAAGGUGGGUGACUGCUGUCAGUAAACAAACUGGAAAGGGGCAAGGGAGGGGGCAGAGAUGUUUAACACACACACACAGAUCAGAUUAAACAAAAAAUGACUACUGUAUUGAUAGAGCUUCUCUUUGUCAUGAGAGUCAUUGUAAGGGUAAAAAAGGAAUCCAAAUGGACUUGAUGUUGAAUGGGAAAUGGAGACAUGUUCUCCUAAGCUGGGCUGACUAUUUGUGGCUAUCUAGAUGUUGGUAGGCUGCGAUUCCCAUCAUCCCUCAGCCACUAUGGCCAGGGCUGAUGGGGUUUGUAGACCAACAACAUUUUGAAUUCUUUACCACCAAUGCAGUGACGAUUUGGAGAGGUAUUUUUCUGAUGGAGCUGCUUCUGUAAAUCCAAAGAGGAGGAAAGUGAAUCUCAUUAUGUCUUCGAGCCACUUUGUCUCUCAAGAUCUGCUUCACAGGUCUAGAAAAACUGUAAAGCAAGAUUUUAGGUGAGAUUGGGAACUAUGGGUAAUUGAGGGGUGUGUCAUUUUGCCACUACAUUGAAUUUCAGCCUCAGUGUCCUUGGCAAAAUCCCUUGAAAUAAACUACAUGCUUAGUGCAUUGCUUCGUUCUGUUUGGAAUUGAGAGAAUGGUUGCUUUUGAAGACAUUGCUUCAUAUAUAUUGCUUUAAAUGCCCUUCAUUAAUGGCAGCCAAAAUGGAAAAGGCUCCCUUCAUGUGUAAAAUGCUUGUAAAAUGCUUGUAAAAGUUACAGCUGCAGGACAUGGUGGAUAAUUCUCUAAAAUGUGCACCAACUAAACCGAUAGCUCAGUUUUGGAUGCAAUCCUGCAUAUAAAAAUGGUAUUUGCUAAUGGUAAGAAUGCUUCUGAGUUGCUUUUUAAACUUAAAACUACUUCAUACAAAUACUGUAGAGAUCAUUUAUAACCUUCCUGGCAGAAGGAAAUAUAAUUCCAUAUAUAAUAUUGUAGGGCUUUUACCUAUUUUUAUACAUUUAACUUUCUGGACAAAACGCCACACGCUGUAACAAAUGUGAGGCUAGCCUGCUUCUGUACAUUUAUGGUUAUCUAUUCAAUUUUGACAGGUGGUUGCUAUCAUUAUUAUUAUUAUUAUUAUCAUCAUCAUCAUCAUUAAAACAAUAGAAGCUAUUUUAUUGGGGUUCUUCAAUAAUAUCACUUAGAUAUUUAUUUUUCUUGUGAGAUAUAUUUAUGUCUUGAAUUUCUAAACAAAUGUUCAGUAUUUGUCCUACUCAUGGUGUAGUAACAUCAGAUAUCACGCAAACACAGUUGUGAUAUCAUGUUCCAUUUUUGGUAUACCAUUGGGAGUGGAAAGUGCUGAUCUCCUGAAGUUCAGAUUUUACCCAAAAGAUUCUCUCACCCUUGAUAAAACUCCACCAAUAUUCUCUGUUAAUAUAGCAUUAUGAGGCACAUGUCUCUUUCUGAGCUACCAGGUCUUCAUCCAUAAAGAGACAUUACCUGAAGAUAUGUGGCUUGAUAUCAUACCCUCAUAGAGUUCUCAUUACAACUUAGGCUAUCACAUGCCAUCACCUGCAUUAAACCACCUUCUUCUAUGUGUCAAUAUCUAUUGUUACAGUGUUUUAGAAAUAACCACCAAAAACAUAUUUACCCUCUGAAACUUUGAUAUCCCAAUGUUAAAUGCCAGAGGAGAUGGUAUGUUUUCAAGUACUGGCAGAAAUUGGUUUCACCUUCUCAAAGGAUAACUUCUGUUUCCAUGUUUAGGAUGCAAUCCUAACAUGUUUUCUCAAAAGUAAAUCCCAUUAUAUCCAGUAGAGCUUUUUUCCUGUGUGUAUAUGUUCAGCCUAAGUCAGUGGUUCUCAACCUGUGGGUCUCCAGAUGUUUUGGCCUUCAACUCCCAGAAAUCCUAACAGCAGGUAAACUGGCUGGGAUUUCUGGGAGUUGUAGUCCAAAACACCGGGGGACCCACAAGUUGAGAACCACUGGCCUAAGUGAUCUUGAGGUCAGUACUAGCUGCUGAUUCUAAAACUAUAACCAAGCCGCAAUAUUACCAUCACAUAUGACCACUCCAGAGUAAUGGAUGGAUGUAUAAUGAUAGCUUUGAUCAGCAGGAGACCUUUAGCUAGACAUUGUAAUCUUCAUGUAGGAAUACUGUAAUUCAGCUUUAAUCCAUUAUUGCAUGUGUCACAGCCCCAUAAACAUAUGCCACCAUCAGCUGCAUACAAUCAUUGUAUGUUGUCCAAAAAAUCCCUCUGUGUCCACAGUGUGGUUUAUACUUGCUUACAUUACCAACAGGAUGCUAACCAUUGUAUCUCCACAAUCAAAGAAAGAGAGAGUAAGCAGAUACAAUAUUUCAUUAAUUAAAACAAAUAAUCUGUAGCCCACAGAAGCUGAUGCCACAAUAAAUCUUAGGAGUCUUUAACAUGUUGCAAAACUCUUCUUGGCUACCUUGAAUGCUGUAAUCCAAAACAAUUCCAGUUGAACCUUUAUGAUUUAUGCCCAGCAUGAAUCCUGAUGCCAGAAGGUGAUGCUUGGAAGCAUAUUGUACUUCUUUGUAUUGUGCCCCAGAGCUUUCUUGACAGCUAAGAGAUAGCUGGCAAAUCACUUCUGCAGCAGUAUCCACAGCUGAAUACUAAUCUGGAGCUGAACAUUCCCCCUUGUCUUACAGAUAAGCACUCAGGUUUAUAUUUGUACAGCUGUUCUGGCAUUAAAAGGGCAAAUAGGAGGUAAAGUUGGAAUCAAAGUUGGGAGGUGAGGUGAACCUCCUCUGGGAAGAGUGGUAAUUCUGAAAAUAAGUCAUACAGAGCAAUCUUCUCAAAUAGUAAGGUGCAGAUAGGUGCCAGAAGCACUGCCUUCUCCCAGCUUCUCUUCCAAUUUGUAUUGGCCCAAGUCACAUACAGCUUCAAUUUUUUUCAGUCUCAAGUUAUUCUCAUCCUUUUUUCAAUGGGCAGCUCCCAUUGAUCUUGCAACUUUGAUAUCUCUUAAACUAAAUCUGAAGUGACAACUCUGUGCCUGCAUUUUUAAAAAGUGGGGGUGAAAAAAAGGAACUUAAGUUUACUUGAACAUGAGGCUUCAAGGAUUGCAAUCCACAAAAUAUGCAUAAGAGGAGAUGGAUAAUACAGUUGACCUCGAUAUCCAUGGAUUCUGCAUCAAUUGAUUCCACCAUCCACAGCUUGAAAAUAUUUUAAAAGGUUUCCAAAAGUAAAUCUUUUUUUUCUACUAUUUUAUUUAAGGGACUUCAUUUUAUUAAACCAUUGUAUAAUGGGACUUGAGCAUCCACUGUAAUUCCUGAAAGCUCGUGCUAAUUAUAAAUCUUUAAAAAGUUAUGUUCUUUGACUUCAACUCGCAGGAGUUAGGAGUCAAGAAUAACUUUUGGUAGUUCUGAGGCUAAACUCUCAUUCAAAUUUCUCAAUCAGAUAUCCUCAUACAGUGCCAUUUUUUAACCUUGAUUCUGGCAACGGGUCCAGUAAAAUGAUUAAGAAUAUGCAGUCAUAAAUCAUCACCCACCAUUUAAGAGGACAAAAACAGCUUUAUAUUCUUGGGUAUUCAUAGGGGUCAUAUUUGCUUUCAAGUACUAAAAUUUCACACAAUGAAUGAAAUAUUUAAGAUUCUAACUUUUCCAUACAUUAUAGUUUUUAAAAAAUUCUUCAUCUUUCACUUUUAUCAAAGUAGCCCUUGAUGGUGCAAUGGGUUAAACCCUUGUGCCAGCAGAACUACUGACUGAGAGGUUGCCGCUUCAAAUCUGGGUAGCAGGGUGAGCUUCCAUCUGUCAGCAUCAGCUUCUCAUGCAAGGACAUGAAAGAAGCCUCCUACAGGAUGGUAAAACAUCCGGGCGUCCCCUGGACAAUGACCUUGUAGUUGGCCAAUUUUCUCACACCAGAAGCAACUUGCAGUUUCUCAAGUUGCUCCUUACACACACACACACAAAA
Messenger RNA from Anolis sagrei ordinatus, 6655 nucleotides. It is a transcript of the gene GUCY1A2, whose product is annotated as guanylate cyclase 1 soluble subunit alpha 2. Gene Ontology annotation, molecular function: guanylate cyclase activity; heme binding. Lineage: Eukaryota; Metazoa; Chordata; Lepidosauria; Squamata; Anolidae. Gene Ontology annotation, biological process: response to oxygen levels; cGMP biosynthetic process. Gene Ontology annotation, cellular component: guanylate cyclase complex, soluble. The record is from RefSeq and is a predicted model, not a curated record.